Molecule: messenger RNA, 1668 nt
Organism: Knipowitschia caucasica
Lineage: Eukaryota; Metazoa; Chordata; Actinopteri; Gobiiformes; Gobiidae
Source: the annotation of a GenBank genome assembly
AUGAAGUCUCAGGACCAGCAUGCUAUUCUGUACCUGGAGGUUUGUCAUGAGUCUGGAGAGCAUCGUGUCCCGUUGCACACGUCUGUAGUCCUCUUCCUCUUAUCUUACUGCGAGUGCAAAUCCUUUAAGGUUUUCCUGGUGUCACCUGCCAAGUCAAGUGCAUCACCGACCAUAGAUCACUUACCCAAGUCUUUGGAGGUGUCCCAGGUUGGUAGGGAGAGCCUACCCCCACUGGUGAGGGGCUGUCGGCUGCCCUGUGUCCUGGAUGAGAGUGGAAGGCUGUGCAGAGCUGGGCUGGCUGUAGUGCUUCGACACAUCAUCAACAGGACGCUGGAGGACAACCCCACGAGAAAUGAUGUGCUUGCUUUACUGGGCUUCAAAAAGACUUGUCUGAAAGCCUGUGCUGAGGUUAGUAAGUGGACACGUCUUUGUGAACUGGGCAUCCCAUCUUCUGUUGAAGAACAUUUACAAAGUCCCUCCAAAGUGGAAUCUCUGCUCCCUCUCGCCAUCCUCUGCCUUGAACAACAUUUAUCUGAACCUGUAAAAGUUCACAAUGAUGACAAAAUCAGAAGACAGAAACUCAAGCAACAAAAACAAAAUGGAGUAACAACAAUACCUAUUGUUGAAAUGGACACUAACCUUGCACAAUCUAAUGACAGACUAGAGCUUGAUGCUGCCCUUGCAAAGUUGUCAGUGGAUGCAGAUCCUGGUCUCGCCACAAGGGAGUGCUCUGACAUCAGGAGGGUGAAAACGACGGAGCUGCCGCCUCUGGAGCAUGUCUUUGCUGAAGGGUUGUACUUCACUUUGACUGAUGUGGUCCUUCUACCCUGCAUCCAUCAAUAUUUGUGUUCUCUUAAAACUCAUGCUGAGCACAUUUUGGACCGCCUGCCUCGCCUGCUGCUCUGGUACCGGCGUGUGCAGGAGGUUCCUGGGGUGCAGCUCGCAGCUACAGCCUGUGGGAUAACCUUUUCCACGUCUUGGACCGGCCCUUCGUGCCCAUCAGAGGCCUCUGCGCAGCACAGCCUGUCCAGCCCGCUGGAGUGUGAGGAGACCAACCAACAGCUGCAGUUUAUCGGGGGCCCGAGGCCCACUUUGGCCAAACUUAAAGAAAAUGGUAUCGAGGCCAUGUUCUUUCCACAUCCGUGCCCCUCUUGGACUGUCCCGUGGGAACACUUGCCAGAGGCGAUCAACCCCACAGAAGGUAAAAUGUCAGAUGUUCGCGCAGAGAGGAAGAAACAACAGCUGAAUAACUUGGUUGCCAUGGUUACAGAACUUUCUCAAUCUGCCAGCACCAUUGUGGACUUUUGCAGUGGAACGGGCCACGUGGGGAUCGUCUUGGCUCACGCUCUUCCAGAAUGCAAGAUCCUUCUGAUUGAGAACAAAGAAGAGUCUCUGGUCCGGGCCCAGAGCCGCGCUACUGAACUGGGGCUACAGAACAUUGGCUUUAUUCAGGCCAAUCUGGACUACUUCACUGGACCUUUUGACAUCGGGGUAGGCCUCCAUGCCUGCGGGGUGGCAACGGACAUGGUGAUGGAGCACUGUAUCCAGGCCGGAGCCGCCUUCGUCAUCAGCCCCUGUUGCUAUGGCUUCAUCCAGAAUGCAAACAAGUUCAGCUUCCCUAGGAGCCAAAGAUUUCAAGAGACCCUGACUUAUAAGGCGGCAAAUUGA